Rattus norvegicus (Norway rat) is the source of this 4431-nucleotide messenger RNA. It is a transcript of the gene Tmem132c, whose product is annotated as transmembrane protein 132C. Lineage: Eukaryota; Metazoa; Chordata; Mammalia; Rodentia; Muridae. The record is from RefSeq and is a predicted model, not a curated record. Gene Ontology annotation, cellular component: membrane.
CCGCGGUUGCAGCCCGAGAAAAGUUGUCCGGACCGGUUCAGGAGCAGCCGCGGGAGCCGGAGCGCUGCCUGGGGCGGCCCCGGGUAUGGGGCAACCGGCGCGGGCCCCGGGCUGGCGAUGGAUGGCGUGACAGCGGCCACAAUGCGCUCCGAGGGCGCGGCCCCGAGGCGGGCCGCGCGGUACGGGGCGCUAAGCCUGGUGCUGGCCACGCUGCUGGGCCAAGUGAUAGAAAGCCGAGGAGUCAUGGAUAAUGCUCAGAGAUUCUCUUCCUUGCCUCCAUACCUGCCGGUAAGCUUCCGUGUCCUCAGAGCCGAAACCGCCUUUUUCCUAAGGGAGGCCAACCCUGACCCAUUGCGGAAUGCCAGCCUGCAGUCCAGGACGGAGUCUUUCUUCACUUACAAGGCCGAGCAGCCCCCGAUAUUAAAUGUCAGCUAUGGGCCCUACUCUGCAGAAAAGGUCAUGCCUCUGGACUUGAUGUUGAACCCCAACUUUCUAGGCCCAACCAAUAAGUUUCCUUUUGACUGGAGGCUGAAGGCCUACAUCCUCCAAGAGAAAGUCUACCCGAGCCAUCCCAAAGUUCAGGUGCUCUUCCACAUCGUGGGCCGAGACUGGGAUAACCACAGGGACGAGAAGCUACCCUGCCUUCGGAUCUUUGCUUUCCGAGAUACCCGGGAGGUUCGAGGUAGCUGCCGGCUGGGCGGGGCCUUGGGGCUGUGCGUGGCCCAGCUGGAGAUGCUGCCGGGCUGGUUCAAUCCCCCACCGGUGGUGUCUGGGCGCAGGAGGCCCACGGAGCAGUCAGAGGGGAGUCCCGUGGAACUGUAUUAUUCUGUACAGCCAGGGGAUGAGCGAGGGGACUGCACCGGAGGUGACACCAGGAAGGACAAUGCCAUUCGUCCAGGAAAGGACGGACAGGAGGACAGGACAUCCCACCUGCAGAAGAUUGGCUCUAUUAGCCUUUAUCGAACCCAGGACAGCACCCAGCUCAGCGAACUGCGACUGGAUGGGAAUGUGGUCAUCUGGCUGCCCUCCCAGCCCGUCAAGCAAGGAGACAUAGUCACCGCAUCUGUCACCAUCGCCAAUAACUCUACUGUGGACCAUUUCAUCCUAAGAGCCAAGGUAAAGAAGGGGGUGAACAUUCUGACUGCACAGACCAGUGAGCCUCGGCAGUGGGAUGUGAGGCAAGAGGUGGGCAACGGAGGGAAACACACCACCACCUCCGUGUCCUGCCAGCGCCUGGGCCCUGGGGCACGAAAUAGAAGCAGCAAUUUAUUCAAUGAGGUCAUGCAGAUGAAUUUCGAAAUCGCCAGCUUCAGCAGCCUCUCAGGGACACAGCCCAUCACCUGGCAGGUGGAGUACCCGAGGAAGGGGACCACAGACAUCGCCGUGUCUGAGAUCUUCAUCAGCCAGAAGGACCUGGUCGCCAUCGUCCCCCUCGCUAUGGACACUGAACUCCUGAACACAGCCAUCCUCACGGGGAAGACGGUGGCCAUGCCCGUGAGGGUGGUGUCGGUGGAGGAGAACUGCACCGUGAGAGACAUCUCAGAGCUGGCGGAGUGCAAAGCCAUGGAUGAGAAUGUCAUCAAGGUCUCAGACCACUGUGACUAUGUCUUUGUCAACGGUAAAGAGAUCAAGGGCAAGGUGGACUCGGUGGUGAAUUUCACCUACCAGCACCUGAGCGCACUGCUGCAUGUCACCGUGUGGGUGCCACGGCUUCCCCUGCAGAUCGAGGUCUCUGACACGGAACUGAGCCAGAUUAAGGGCUGGCGAGUCCCCAUCGUGGCCAGCAAGAGGCCCACUCGGGACAGUGAGGAGGAAGAAGAGGAAGAACAGAGAGGCCGGGGUUGUGCCCUGCAGUUCCAGCAUGCCACAGUGCGCGUCCUCACCCAGUUUGUAUCAGAAAGUGCUGGGCCCUGGGGCCAGUUGAGCCACCUUCUCAGUCCAGACUGGCAGUUUGACAUCACCCACUUGGUGGCUGACUUCAUGAAGCUGGAGUCCCCACACAUCGCCACCUUGCAGGAUAGCAGGGUCUUGGUUGGGCGGGAAGUCGGAAUGACCACUAUCCAGGUGCUGUCGCCCCUGUCCGACUCCAUCUUGGCCGAGAAGACAGUAACUGUGCUGGACGACAAAGUGUCCGUGACAGACUUGGCUGUGCAGGUGGUGGCUGGGCUGUCCAUCACCCUGCACCCCAUCUCAGAGAACAACAAGGCCACCUCAGCCGUAGCCACAGCAGAGGAACUGCUGCGUGCCCCCAAACAGCUCAUUGCUCUCUCCUGGGUUGAGAAGGUGCUGGUCAGACCGAAUCAACUGCUCCCUCGUAUAUCCCUAAUAAUCCACAGCCCACAGUCGGUGCAACCUUGCCUGCUCUCUGUCUCCACUUCCCCACCCCAAGCUCUUUGGACCUCCUACAUGCUACCUCCUUGAAAAGCUCUUCCGGGAUUCUGCCCUUGCCAUUCCUCUAGCCUGAGAUGUGUUGCUCGGGGCUUCCUCACCUCUGAACAUUGCCUUGGCUCCUUCCCAGCCUUGGUUUCAACACCCCUCACUCCUGUUCACUAAUGUCAUCUCUGCAGCCUGGUCCAUCUCUGCCUGCUCACCACUUCAGUUAUGCGCUUGCUACCCCUUGGAAUCUUUAUUAACAUACACCUUUGAAUGUAUGUCAAAAGGGAAAGGAGCUACAAGGAUUAACUUUGCAUGACCGCAAAGCUUUGCAGAGCUGACCCUCGGUUGUGAAUAGAAGGCUCACAGCCAACGCCAUUGCAAGUGAAUGGAAACCGGGAAGCUGGCAGGAAGGGAGGAAGGAACACAGAGAGCCCCACACACUUCUGUAGUAAAGAAGAUCCUGGAGGAAGUGGCUCUGGGAAGGUCCCACUAGGGUAGCCACAGCACCUCAGUCCUUAGAGAGGGAGCAUCUCACAUUUGAUGAUUAAAUUAGAAGCAACUAGCAUGUGCUACAGAGGAUGUCUCUGUCACCAUUCUCUCCAAGAGUGAUGGUCACUGUCCGUCAUUGUCAGACCAGAAGCAGUGGGGACCUUGGCACUUUCACAGGACUGGCUCCAUGUUUGCUCAGGCACCUGGCUUCAGAGCCGGUUCCCGUGGGUGACACACAACCAGGAGAAGUUGGCAAAGCUACAGUUAAACCCCACUGUGGACAAGAUGUGCCAGGAGGUUGGCCUACCAUGGCUGGGACCAGCAGUGGGCUCUAGACCUGAAAGAAUAGCAAUGGAGUCUACAGUCCUUCAUGUUCCACAAUAGGAACGACACAGUAUCUGUGGAAGUGUGCAUACUCCUGAUCCACAACACAGUGGCCCUAGGGAGCGGACAGAGCAAAGCCGUGGAGGUUAGCUAGGUGCUUCUGCUUCAAGGGAAGACCAGAGCACCAUGCAGGGAUUCACCACAGACAGACAUAGGCUUCCGGUUCCCCUGUCUACGUGGCUGAGUUAGUGGUGCAAAUAGGUGACUCAGGCUGCGUGACAUCCACAUGGCCACCUCCUCCCAGCAGUAGGCUCCCGGAAGAACUCUGGGAUGGUAUUCAGCACACAGCAGUGUAUCAGCUAGCUACUGCUGUGUAACAGCCAUGACUGCUUAACUAUCCACGUUUUGUGGAAGCUUGGCCAGGGCCAGCAUUCAAGGGGUCAUAAUGCUGUUUUCUCAUCCAGGGAAGGAUCUAUUUGCAGAGGUGUCGCUGAUGGGGGCAAGCUUCUCGCUGUGAUCAAUGAGGUCCCCAUCUCUGGGUCAGCUGUUAUAAUUGUCCAUGUACCUCUUACAGGUCCUGAUGGCCGUCAGUUCCCCUUUCCCCUACUUCCCCACUCUCUCCCACACACAUAGCCUGCCUCAUGCUCAUCCACCACCAGCAGGAGGAAUCAACGACCCUAAAGGAGGUUGUAACUUCAUCACCAGCCCCCUGCUAGGUAGCCCAGGAAGCCAUCCCUGUCCCAUAGGCAACUGUGGUGCAGAUGAGUCCAUUCCUGCCCCUGUGCCCAGCUCCUAGAAACCCUUUUGAGUUUGUCUUUGAAAAGCCAGUCUGCCUAGCACAGUGGGCAGUUGCUGCCUUUGAUUCUACACCUCAGCAGUACAGACUGGGUGUGUAUUCCAGCCAUGCCCAGUCCGUGGGGUCAGCUCCUCUGCCCUUCUUCCCUGAGGACAGGAAACGACAAGAUGCGUUCUGGUUUGUAAAGGAGCAAAUAAAAGAUGGGGUGGGGGAGGCUGGAGAGAUGGCUCAGCAGUUAAGAGCACGGAUUGCUCUUCCAGAGGUCCUGAGUUCAAUUCCCAGCAACCACAUGGUGGCUCACAACCAUCUGUAAUGGUAUCUGAUGCCCUCUUCUGGUGUGUCUGAAGACAACUACACUGUACUUAGAUAUAAUAACUAAAUAAAUCUUUAAAAGAGAGAGAGAGAUGGGGAGGGGGACUUGGUCAUUAAAGCUCUUGCUAUGCAAG